Molecule: messenger RNA, 2159 nt
Organism: Podarcis muralis (Common wall lizard)
Lineage: Eukaryota; Metazoa; Chordata; Lepidosauria; Squamata; Lacertidae
Gene: ELOVL7
Product: ELOVL fatty acid elongase 7
Biological process (GO): fatty acid elongation, saturated fatty acid; fatty acid elongation, monounsaturated fatty acid; sphingolipid biosynthetic process
Cellular component (GO): endoplasmic reticulum membrane; endoplasmic reticulum
Molecular function (GO): fatty acid elongase activity
Source: RefSeq, a predicted model, not a curated record
AGUCAGUGACUCACGGCUUCCUGCGGCCAAUCCCACGGGCGGGUUCCGAGGCCGGCCCGGAGGGCGGGCGCAAGGCUGGGCCGCGCCACGCGGGGCGGCACACUGGCAGCCGCUUCCUUUUUCUAGCGCACUCGCUCGUCGGCUGCUGCUGCUGCGGGCGCGAAAGGGAGCCCGGCUCGCUGAAGGGGGAGAGAUCCUUCUCACCACGGUGGAGAUGGCCCUAAACAAUCUGACGCUGAAGGCUGCAUCGCUUUAUGAUGAGUGGAUUAAAGAUGCUGAUCCACGAGUCGAUGGCUACCCGCUUAUGGCCUCACCUUUCCCACAGACACUUAUUCUUGGAGCAUAUAUCUAUUUUGUCACCAACCUGGGACCAAAGUUCAUGGAGAACAGGAAACCUUUUGAUUUGAGGCAAUUGAUGGUUUUUUACAACUUCAUUGUAGUGGCUCUUUCAAUUUAUAUGACUUAUGAGUUCCUUAUGUCUGGCUGGGCUACAGGCUAUACCUAUCGCUGUGACAUAGUUGAUUACUCCAGGUCACCUAUGGCUCUAAGGAUGGUUCGUGCCUGCUACUUGUAUUAUUUCUCGAAAUUCAUUGAAUUGCUAGACACGAUCUUCUUUGUGCUCCGAAAGAAGAAUGCCCAAAUUACGUUUCUCCAUGUAUUCCAUCACACAAUCAUGCCUUGGACCUGGUGGUUUGGAGUCAAAUUUGCUCCAGGUGGCUUGGGAACAUUCCAUGGUAUGUUGAACUGUGUUGUGCAUGUGAUCAUGUACACCUACUAUGGACUCUGUUGCUUGGGACCAGCUUACCACAAAUACUUGUGGUGGAAGAAGCAUCUGACGACUAUACAACUGAUCCAGUUCAUUAUGGUUACCGUCCAUAUAGGACAAAUCUACUUUAUGGAUCAUUGCCCAUACCAGUAUCCAAUCUUUAUGUUCAUCAUCUGGCUCUAUGGCACUUUGUUUUUAAUUCUGUUCAUGCACUUUUGGUACCAUGCUUACACCAGAGGCAAAAGACCCCCCAAGACAUUACAAAACGGCAUUACCAGAAACAAAACUGAAUGAAAGAUUCUGCCACAAAACAUGAUUGAAUGUUUUGACUUGACAAUCAAGAUGCAUAGGUGUACAGCACACACUUGUUUUAUAUGUGGUUUUCCAAAACAAAACAAAAAACCUUGUAUUUUUACUAUAAAUUAUUUGGGAUAUAAUCUUUAUGUGGGAGGGAGGGUUAAUCUAAUGAUUAAGAAGAGGCACUGACCUGAAUUUUUCAGCACCAAUGUACAUAUUUUUAAAAAAUGUAUGAAAUAAGUUAAUACUGCGUUGCACUCUUGGAGAUGCAUAUGAAUAUUCAUUAUGGAAAUGAAGUGUGCCUGAUAAGUAUACAAAAGUACUUUGAACACUGACAAAGAUACAAUUGUUUUGGGCUGGUGUUGUAAAUUACUAAGGUCUAAAGGCUACUCAAUGAAAUGGAAUUCAGUUUAUCAACUAUAGACCUCAUUGUCAAAUACAGCUACUGUAAACAUUAAUGUAUUUUAUAAAACUGUACCAUAUGAAAUACUAUGACUAUUUAGUCUUAAAAAUGGACUUUUGUAAUUCUAAGGUGCCUUAGGGUAUGAAGGAGGUAUUGUUGGAAAGGUUGAACUGGUUGCAACGAUAAUCUCAAGCCUCUUGUUUGAGGGACAAUGGUUGUUGCCUGUACCCUGAGCUUAAGCUUGAUUUGAACCGAAUCAUAUGUACUUGAGAAUAUCAAUACCUAUGGGUUGCAUGUUUCAAGGAAAACUGAAGAUGGAAAGAAACUUCCCUUGGAUUCUGACCACUACUUAACUUGCAGUGAAAAUAAUUUGAAGUUUACUGAAACUUCCACAUGAAUGUAUGUUAGAAGUGGGCUGUAAAAUGAUACAAUGCUUAUAUCUGUGUAUGAAGGACUAUGUACCGCACAUCUGGAGCUAGUGUAAACUCUUAAGUCCCAAAAUGUUAAACAUCAAGUUAGUUCCUCUUUGGCAGGAGUGGCAAUUCUGUGGUGCUACACCUGCUGCUAAAAUCAGUCCCAGCCUCCGAGCCCAAGUGUCAGGGAUGAUGAACAACAGCUGGAGACCACACAGGUUGGCUACCUCUGUUUUGUAGACAUGCAUUUCUGCAGGUUGAGCUUCAUGUUGCAAAAAAA